Messenger RNA from Polyodon spathula (Mississippi paddlefish), 2231 nucleotides. RefSeq names its product potassium channel tetramerization domain containing 14 (gene kctd14). The transcript has 2 exons. Gene Ontology annotation, molecular function: protein binding. The coding region runs from base 280 to 1005 and encodes 241 amino acids. NCBI's taxonomy places the organism in Eukaryota, Metazoa, Chordata, Actinopteri, Acipenseriformes, Polyodontidae. Gene Ontology annotation, biological process: protein homooligomerization. The record is from RefSeq and is a predicted model, not a curated record.
CAAUAGAUUAACGUUUUUCUGUGACAAAUGAAUGAGAUACGUCUUUGAGUCAUUAACAGUUCCAGGGCAGCUGUUUAGUCAAAACGGCUUCCUCUUUAAAUUUGUAUUUGCAUUGUGAAAAUUAUGCAAGGUGUGGCUUUGAACAGGAGUCCUGUUCGGAGAGCACCCCCGCCUGCACCUGCUUGUGCUGAGUAUACAGACUGCUGAAGAACUCUGAGAAGGGUAGGAUAAGUUACAGUGCUGAGCGGGUCUGCUUGUAUCAGACGCUAGACAAGGAGAAUGAGCCUGCCAGACUACAAAUCGCCGGGAAAACAAUCCACCGCCAAUUUGCAGAACUCGCCCAUAAUAAACCUGAAUGUUGGAGGUCUGAUGUACUGCACGUCCCUGAGCACACUGAGAAAGUACCCCUCCUCCAAACUUGCAGAAAUGUUCAGCGGGCAGUCCUCCCUGAAGACUGACGCAGAGGGGCGGUACUUCAUCGACCGGGAUGGGACCCACUUCAAACCCAUCCUGGAGUUUCUUCGCAGUCAGCGUGUCCCCAGCGACACUGGACAGGAGGUGUACAAGGAGGCCCUUUUCUAUAACAUUGAGCCCCUGGUCAAACAGCUGGAGGACUCGCCAGAAAGAUUCGGGGAGGUAGUCGGGAGGCAGCAGUUCCUGGCGCGGGUUCCCAACUACAGAGAGAACAUUGAGGUGAUCAUCAGAAUUGCCAGGGCAGAGGCAGUGGCCGCUCGCCAGUCCAGCGUGAUCGUGUGUGUUCUCAAAACUGAGGAGGACUCCACACGUUAUCAAGAUGCUGUUAACAGCCUAGAUGGAGACAAAGAGUCAGUGGUGAGGUUCGGACCAUGGAAAGCCACUCCGGCUGUUUUAGAUUUGCUGGACUGUGUCAAAAUGGACAUUGAAGCCAGGGGCUAUAACAUAACAUACCAGCCCCAUGUAACUGACAAAGGCUUCCGUUUCAAGUCGUACGAUUUCUUUUAUAAAUUUAUAUUCACCUGGUGGUAAUUAUACAAUUUUAACCAUGUGCAAAAGAACAUUUUUCUCUCUUAGAAAUGAGUGCUUGAUGACAGUAUGUGCAGAAAAUGUUCAUUGACUCAGUGGAAAUUGUAUUUAAAAAGGAUUGCACAGUUGUGAUAUUCAAACAAACACCAGGUGGUGCUAUGGAAAAAAAAAAUAAUAAUAAUAAUAUAAAAAAACUUUAAUUAAAGCUAAACAGUAUCAUCUGAAAGGGAGAGUGAUUUUUAGGCACUAUGUAUGGUAUUUAUAAAAGUCACAGGAGCACUAAACAGUAAUGAUGGAAUAAAAUUAUUCAUCCCAUCUUUGCUCCAUUCUGAUCCAUGUGGCCCAUGUAGGGUGCUGUUUUUCACCAUUCACCAUUGAAAAUAAAAUAUGCAAAUCACCCCCUGUGGGCCACAAUAAAGGUGUGACAAUAUCAUGGUUUUUUUUUUGUUUGUUUUUGUUUUUUACUGUAGACGGGUUAUUGGUUUAUUGCAUAUAAUUUCUUUUUUUUUUUUUUUGUAAAAAAUCUAUUUCCUUUCCAAAGGCAAGACUAUUCUGAAUAUGCCCAGGCAUAUUGGAAAAUUACAAUAUGAUGCAAAGUUGGGUUGCAUACUUGUACAGUACUGAUGUAGGGACAGCUAUUUAGGCCACAAUGAAGUACACUUUCAUUAUUUCAUGUUCUCAGAGGAAAGCUUUAAUUAUUUACGUACUAUUUACAUACUAUUUGUGUUUAAUACCCAAAUGUAUAAUAAUAUAUGAUCACACUGUAUAUAUUUUUGCAUAUCUUUACUGAUGACUAACAUAUGUUAAUGUUACAAAAAUUUUAUUAUCAACUUUUAAUUAAGUGAAACUGUGUAUUAGGUGAUUCUGUGAUAUAUUUAUUUAGAUAUAAAUAUCCAUCUUGUUUUAUGUAUUAAUGUAUUUUAAUAACAGAAGACAGGAGUUUGUUAUUGGAUAAAAUCACGUUUUGUGUAAGAAAUAAUACAAUGUAAAUCAAAUUAUUAAAAAAAGAGGUGAGAAAUUCUAAUCAAUAAUAAUAACAAUUCUAUAAAACAAAAAUGAAAAAAAAAAUCCUUUGUCCCCCCAAUUUCUGUAUAUGAGCCCAACAUGAUGUUGCAUCCUUACAAUGAGUCUAUCCUGUUUCGUUCAAGAUCUUUGCUUUUACUGUGAUGAUAAAACACUGUAUAUCCGUGCAAGUGUAUUUCAAGUAAAAUGGCUUUGUUCCGACCUCU